Quercus lobata is the source of this 915-nucleotide messenger RNA. RefSeq names its product 60S ribosomal protein L18-3. The transcript is spliced from 5 exons. Lineage: Eukaryota; Viridiplantae; Streptophyta; Magnoliopsida; Fagales; Fagaceae. Gene Ontology annotation, molecular function: structural constituent of ribosome; RNA binding. Bases 110 to 673 code for a protein of 187 amino acids. The record is from RefSeq and is a predicted model, not a curated record. Gene Ontology annotation, biological process: translation. Gene Ontology annotation, cellular component: ribosome; cytosolic large ribosomal subunit.
GCAGAAACUCUCACAAAAGCAAAACCCUAGCUAGUUUGUUCCUCACAGCAGUCGGCGUAUCCACCUCAACAACGCAGAGAGAGCUCUUCUAGCAUACCCUUUAGCUCCAAUGGGGAUUGAUUUAGUAGCAGGAGGCAAGGUCAAGAAGAGCAAGCGUACGGCUCCAAAGUCCAAUGAUAUAUACCUUAAACUACUCGUCAAGCUUUACCGGUUCCUUGUUCGGAGAACUGGCAGCAAUUUCAAUGCGGUGAUUCUCAAGCGCUUGUUCAUGAGCAAAGUAAACAAGCCUCCACUUUCAUUGUCUAAGUUGAUCCGAUAUAUGAAAGGAAAGGAUGGUAAGAUUGCUGUGGUUGUGGGGACUGUGACUGAUGAUAUUCGGGUUUAUGAAGUUCCUGCUUUGAAGGUUACAGCACUUAGGUUUACCGAGACUGCAAGGGCCAGGAUUGAGACGGCAGGCGGUGAGUGCUUGACAUUUGAUCAGCUGGCGCUAAGGGCUCCAUUGGGACAGAACACGAUUCUUCUUAGAGGUCCAAAGAAGGGUCGUGAAGCGGUGAAACAUUUUGGUCCCGCUCCUGGUGUGCCACACAGCCACACCAAGCCCUAUGUGCGAGCAAAGGGAAGGAAGUUUGAGAGGGCUAGAGGAAAGAGGAACAGCAGGGGAUUUAGAGUUUAAGUUGAUUUUAGUAAUUGUUGAGCAAGAAGUGUCAUUUCUGACUUUGUCAAUCCAAAGUUUUGCUAGACUAUUAGGUACUUGAGGUUAUUUGUCAUUCUUAUUUUGAUAUGCACUCUGGGCAAUGAUCAUUUAAUGUUUGUUACUUAAGAGACUCGUUUUUACUUUUGUUACAAACCGGUUUGUUUAAAAGUGUAUCUGGGUUCAUCUAUGAUAUUCAAGUUUUGUUAAACGGAUCUAGUGAA